Diospyros lotus (date-plum) is the source of this 1521-nucleotide messenger RNA. RefSeq names its product exonuclease V, chloroplastic. The record is from RefSeq and is a predicted model, not a curated record. Gene Ontology annotation, cellular component: nucleus. Gene Ontology annotation, biological process: interstrand cross-link repair. Gene Ontology annotation, molecular function: single-stranded DNA 5'-3' DNA exonuclease activity. The transcript has 7 exons. Bases 72 to 1220 code for a protein of 382 amino acids. Lineage: Eukaryota; Viridiplantae; Streptophyta; Magnoliopsida; Ericales; Ebenaceae.
GGUCUUGUCCGAGGGGAUCGCAACGGUAACAUUUUCCUUCUCCGAAACACGACGCCGUUGAAUCCCCUAAAAUGGGCUAUUCGCAGCAGCCGACGGAGCCUCUUCACAUCCCCGUGGAGAUCGUGAGCGACGAAGAAAUGGCCCUCAUCGAAGCCGCCUUGGCGGCCACAGCCGGCCCUGCUAUCUCUCCGGUUCGGUUCCAGCGAACCGCAAGGUCAAUUCAGUCCAUUACCCUUCUCUCUAAGCGCCGGUUGUCAUCGGAGACCGGGCCAAUCGGCGACAUAGAGGACGCUGUUGGUUUUAGGCCUACUCAGAAAAGAAGCAGACCGGCCUACUCGUUCUUGCAUCGAUUUCGGAGAAAAAGAGGAUUGUCUGUCACCGACAUUACUGCCACGGAAUGGUGUGAAAAACAAAUGGAAUUCUUUCUACUGUUGGGAAAACCAGAAGCUACAAAGGCUAUGAAAGCAGGUGUUGCUCGCCAUGCGGUACUUGAGGAAGAGGUUGUUAGAAGAGUAAAAGUUCGUGUUAAAACACCAGAAGAUGCAUGGGCCCUAAAGUUUAUCAAUUUCAUGGUUGGUGUAAAUCAACUAUUAUUUGAUGGAUUGACACGCGAGUUGCCUUUACUGGGUUUUGUGGAAGGUAUAUGGAUGGUGGGAGUGAUUGAUGAAAUCCGGAUGCCUGUAACUGAGACUGAAAAGAGCCCUACGUUAGUAGACACAAAAACUCGUGCACGGGCAAGCCUUCCUUCUGAACCACAACGGAGGAAUGGAAGGCUGCAGUUAAUGUGCUACAAGUAUUUGUGGGACAAUUUAGCUGCUGAUAAAUUCCCCUCCAGACAAUUCUUUGAUUUCUUUGCAUUAAAUCCACAUUGGAUUUUAUCUGAAGACAUCAGAGAGAACACUGCUAGAUCAGGUUUUCCUGCAGAGACUCUUGAUGAUUUAAUAAGGUAUUUCCGAAAUGCUUGCCGCACACUGCCCCAAGCUCAUGAGCAGCUAUUGUUGAGAUAUGAACUGCAAGAAGAUCAUUCAUUACUCAAUGAAGAUCAGUUCGAAUACGAUUCCGAUUGGCUGAAGGGCCAAAUUCAGGGUAGUCUUGAAUUCUGGAUGGGAGAGAGAGAAGCCAAAUACACCCCGGCGGAGGAGCGAUGGAAAUGCAAGUUCUGUCAGUUUGCUUCUGUAUGUCCAAUCAACACCAACAACUCCGAUGGUAAUUCAACCUAGAGAAAUUGCAAUUGGUAUUUUUUUCCUUUUUUUCCCCCACAAUAAUGAUUUUGGCCUUGAAGCAUUGCAUUUUGCAAAGAAGCAACAAUCUUUCGGUAGAUGCACCUCUGGAGUAGGCCAACCCCCACCCCGUUUGCUAGGGCCAAGAGUCGGUGGUUGUUUAUAAGCCUCAUCUUCAGGCUGUGAUAUAUGUUUCAUUGUUGUAUAGUUUUCAUUUCCUCUCAAUGAGCCAUUAUUAUUAAAUUCUUUGUAAAACAUGACACGUAUGUUGAAAUUAUAAAUUCAAUAAUUAUUCACGUCA